UAGGCGUCGCCGGUUUUUGGUUGCAAGCUUUCUUUUCUAUCGCCAACCCAAAGAAAUUCAUCAGAGCUUUAGGAAUUGGUGGGUACAACCCAUUCAUCCGGAGUGCUCUCAGCCUCUCACCAAGUCACCAUCGGUAUUCGUCUUGGGUGGUUUGCGAGACUGUUGUUUACAGGCUGGGGAGUGGCCACAUGGCAGAUGGACAUGACGAGGAAAGUGAUGCGCUGGACGAGCGCUUGAAGCUGGUGGACUCCAAAGUCAAUGCCAAGAUCUUCUUCCACAAGGACGCCAUGGUCGAGUACAUGGAUAUGAAGGGAAUACUCAGCGACAUCACCGAGGAGAAGAAGAAGGUGGAGCAGGAGCGCCACAGGGCGAUGGUCAUGCAGCGUGUGGAUAACCUGGCGCCCGUGCAGGUGGAGCUCAUGGCAUCAAAGAUGGAGCUCGCGGUAGUGAAAGAGGAGCUUGCGGUGGCGAGGGAGCAGCUUGCGCAGAGGAACCUGGAGCUAGAUGAAAAGGAUGAGGAGCUGGCAGCUCUGAGGGUGAAGCUUCAGAAGAUGGAAGCCAGGAACAGUAACACUGAGCAGCAGAAUGGGACUGGACCUGAUCCUGUCCAUCUCCAACCCACCAUGGUGCAAUCAAGAUCAAUGCAAAAGAGGAAAAGACCAUCUGGAGGACCUUUGGACUAUGGUGCUGAUGAAAAUAGGCAUACUGGCCAAUUGGAUGGUCUAUCUAUGCCUCCUGUGGAGUCGUCGGAAAAUCUCAAUGUGCAAACAGGAUCAAUAGAGGAACAGAUAAGGCUGUCUGAAAGACCUCUGGGCAAUGAUGCUGUCAAUCUUGAGGGAGUCAAUGCUAAAUGCAAGUGGGUGUUCCAGGGACUCCUUGAAAUUGAUAGGGGUGGAAGGAAAAUCGGGAUAAAGGAAAUGGGGGAACUGAAUGAGAAGGCAUUCAAGGCCGCUUGUGUUGCAAAGGUACCUCCUGAAGAAGUUGAUACGGCAUUUUAUGAGUUAUACUCAUCAUGGCAGAAGCAAAUUGGCGACCUGAGCUGGUAUCCCUUCAAAACUGUUAUAGUUGAUGGCAGUCACCAGGAGAUUGUGAACCUUGAUGAUGAUAAAUUGCAAGAGCUGAAGAGGGCAUGGGGUUCUGGUGCCCAUGAUGCUGUGGUUAAGGCACUGAUGGAAAUGAAACAGUACGGCGUUCUGAGUGACAGAAGCAUCGCCUAUGAACUAUGGAACUACAAGGAGGGGAGGAGGGCUACUAUGAGGGAGUGUAUCAACUACAUGUCCAAUCAGGCAAAGCAGCUUACCGCGAUGAAGCGUAAGAAGAGAUUCACAGGUUGAACGGCAAGGAAUGAGCUACCAUACCACCUUUUUAACUCCCCAAGGAUAUGAGAAGUAGCAUCGCAGGAAAUCGCAAGCCCUUUUCGAUUAUGUACAAAUAUGCCAUGACUUUAGUAGGCUAAUGAUUCUGCUUCAUAGAAGCAGUGCUCCUAAUGUAGUGAGCUCACGGCUCUUUGACUGGUGAAGAGUCAGAGCGUAGGCUGUAGCAAGCAACUUUAUCAGACAGAUUAUGACUUGCCACUAGAACAUGUAUCCGUACGACUCUGUUAUUCCGAUGAACUCCCAUGCUUCGUGUUAGAACUUUGAUGAACCGGUUAUCUGAACCUCUUUAUCUUUAA
Messenger RNA from Panicum virgatum (switchgrass), 1672 nucleotides. RefSeq names its product factor of DNA methylation 1-like. The coding region runs from base 189 to 1334 and encodes 381 amino acids. The record is from RefSeq and is a predicted model, not a curated record. Gene Ontology annotation, biological process: gene silencing by siRNA-directed DNA methylation. NCBI's taxonomy places the organism in Eukaryota, Viridiplantae, Streptophyta, Magnoliopsida, Poales, Poaceae. The transcript has 7 exons.